Messenger RNA from Nannospalax galili (Upper Galilee mountains blind mole rat), 6263 nucleotides. RefSeq names its product DS cell adhesion molecule (gene Dscam). Gene Ontology annotation, biological process: dendrite self-avoidance; homophilic cell-cell adhesion; axon guidance. Lineage: Eukaryota; Metazoa; Chordata; Mammalia; Rodentia; Spalacidae. The transcript has 34 exons. The record is from RefSeq and is a predicted model, not a curated record. Gene Ontology annotation, cellular component: axon; plasma membrane. Gene Ontology annotation, molecular function: cell-cell adhesion mediator activity. Bases 1 to 6123 code for a protein of 2040 amino acids.
AUGGCUACCAAUGGCUACCAAUGGCUACCAUCCGAGGGGAGGAAGGUCAAAGAGCCUGGACUUUUCAGUGAAGAGCCGCACUCCAGCCUCUACUUUGUCAAUGCAUCUCUGCAAGAGGUAGUGUUUGCGAGUACGUCGGGGACGCUGGUGCCCUGCCCGGCUGCAGGUGUCCCUCCUGUGACUCUCAGAUGGUACCUGGCGACGGGCGAGGAAAUCUACGAUGUCCCCGGGAUCCGCCACGUCCACCCCAACGGCACUCUCCAGAUUUUCCCCUUCCCUCCUUCAAGCUUCAGUACCUUAAUCCAUGAUAAUACUUACUAUUGCACAGCUGAAAAUCCUUCAGGGAAAAUUAGAAGUCAGGAUGUCCACAUCAAGGCUGUUUUACGGGAGCCCUAUACAGUCCGUGUGGAGGACCAGAAAACCAUGAGAGGCAAUGUCGCAGUCUUCAAGUGCAUUAUCCCCUCCUCGGUGGAGGCGUACAUCACUGUCAUCUCGUGGGAGAAGGAUACUAUCUCUCUUGUCUCAGGACCUAGAUUUCUCAUCUCAUCCACGGGAGCCUUGUAUAUUAAAGAUGUACAGAAUGAAGACGGGUUGUACAACUACCGCUGCAUCACGCGGCACAGGUACACGAGCGAGACAAGACAGAGCAACAGCGCGAGACUGUUUGUGUCAGACCCAGCGAACUCAGCCCCGUCCAUACUGGAUGGGUUUGACCAUCGCAAAGCCAUGGCCGGGCAGCGAGUGGAGCUGCCUUGCAAAGCGCUUGGGCACCCCGAGCCAGACUACCGCUGGCUGAAAGACAACAUGCCCCUGGAACUUUCUGGGAGGUUCCAAAGGACAGUAACGGGGCUGCUCAUUGAGAACAGCCGCCCCUCAGACUCAGGCAGCUAUGUGUGCGAAGUGUCCAACCGAUACGGAACUGCCAAGGUGAUAGGCCGCCUGUACGUGAAACAACCACUGAAAGCCACCAUCAGUCCCAGGAAGGUUAAAAGCAGCGUGGGAAGUCAGGUCUCCUUGUCCUGCAGUGUGACAGGAAAUGAGGACCAGGAACUCUCCUGGUACCGAAACGGCGAAAUCCUCAACCCUGGGAAAAAUGUGAGGAUCACAGGGCUCAACCAUGAAAACCUUAUAAUGGAUCACAUGGUCAAGAGCGAUGGGGGUGCAUACCAGUGCUUUGUGCGCAAGGACAAGCUGUCUGCUCAGGACUAUGUGCAGGUGGUCCUCGAAGACGGAACUCCCAAAAUCAUUUCUGCCUUUAGUGAGAAAGUGGUGAGUCCCGCAGAGCCAGUGUCCCUCGUGUGCAACGUGAAGGGGACGCCCUUGCCCACCGUCACCUGGACCCUGGACGACGACCCCAUCCUCAAGGGCAGCGGCCACCGCAUCAGCCAGAUGAUCACGUCGGAGGGGAAUGUGGUCAGCUACCUGAACAUCUCUAGCUCUCAGGUCCGGGAUGGGGGUGUCUACCGCUGCACUGCCAACAACUCAGCGGGAGUCGUCCUGUACCAGGCUCGAAUAAACGUAAGAGGGCCUGCGAGCAUUAGACCGAUGAAAAACAUCACAGCCAUAGCAGGACGGGACACAUACAUUCACUGCCGUGUGAUUGGCUACCCAUAUUACUCCAUCAAAUGGUACAAGAACUCUAACUUGCUUCCUUUCAACCACCGCCAGGUGGCAUUUGAGAACAAUGGGACUCUAAAGCUCUCGGAUGUGCAGAAAGAAGUGGACGAGGGCGAGUACACAUGCAAUGUGCUGGUCCAACCCCAGCUCUCCACCAGCCAGAGUGUCCACGUGACGGUGAAAGUUCCACCUUUCAUCCAACCUUUCGAGUUCCCAAGAUUCUCCAUUGGGCAGCGGGUCUUUAUCCCAUGUGUGGUGGUCUCAGGGGACUUGCCUAUCACCAUCACCUGGCAGAAGGAUGGCCGACCGAUCCCCGCGAGCCUUGGGGUGACCAUCGACAACAUUGACUUCACCAGCUCCCUGAGGAUUUCCAACCUCUCCCUGAUGCACAAUGGGAAUUAUACGUGCAUAGCCCGGAAUGAGGCAGCAGCGGUGGAACACCAAAGCCAGCUGAUUGUCAGAGUUCCUCCAAAAUUUGUGGUUCAGCCUCAGGACCAGGAUGGGAUUUAUGGCAAGGCAGUGAUUCUAAACUGUUCGGCUGAGGGUUACCCUGUGCCCACUAUCGUGUGGAAGUUCUCAAAAGGUGCUGGGGUCCCCCAGUUCCAGCCAAUUGCCUUGAAUGGCCGAAUCCAGGUCCUCAGCAACGGGUCUCUGUUGAUCAAGCAUGUUGUAGAAGAAGACAGUGGCUACUACCUCUGCAAGGUCAGCAACGAUGUGGGCGCAGACGUCAGCAAGUCCAUGUACCUCACAGUGAAAAUUCCUGCCAUGAUAACGUCCUAUCCCAACACUACCCUGGCCACGCAGGGUCAAAAGAAGGAGAUGAGCUGCACAGCCCAUGGGGAGAAGCCCAUUAUUGUCCGCUGGGAGAAAGAGGAUAGGAUCAUCAACCCUGAAAUGGCCCGUUAUCUCGUGUCCACCAAGGAGGUGGGAGAGGAGGUGAUUUCUACUCUGCAGAUUUUGCCAACAGUGAGAGAAGAUUCUGGCUUCUUCUCCUGCCAUGCCAUCAACUCUUAUGGGGAGGACCGUGGAAUAAUUCAACUCACAGUGCAAGAGCCCCCAGACCCUCCCGAGAUCGAGAUCAAGGAUGUCAAAGCACGCACAAUCACUCUCAGGUGGACCAUGGGGUUUGACGGCAACAGCCCCAUCACUGGCUAUGAUAUUGAAUGCAAAAACAAAUCAGACUCCUGGGAUUCUGCUCAGAGAACCAAAGAUGUUUCCCCUCAGCUGAACUCGGCCACCAUCAUUGAUAUCCACCCUUCCUCCACCUACAGCAUCCGCAUGUAUGCCAAGAACCGGAUUGGCAAGAGCGAACCCAGCAACGAGCUCACCAUCACGGCGGAUGAGGCAGCUCCUGAUGGUCCACCUCAGGAAGUUCACCUGGAGCCUAUAUCAUCUCAAAGCAUCAGGGUCACCUGGAAGGCUCCCAAGAAACAUUUGCAAAAUGGGAUUAUACGUGGUUACCAAAUAGGUUACCGAGAGUACAGUACUGGGGGCAACUUCCAGUUCAACAUCAUCAGUAUUGACACCACGGGGGACAGUGAGGUGUAUACUCUGGACAACCUGAACAAGUUCACACAGUACGGCCUGGUGGUGCAGGCCUGCAACCGGGCCGGCACGGGACCUUCUUCUCAGGAAAUCAUCACCACCACCCUGGAGGACGUGCCCAGUUACCCUCCUGAAAAUGUCCAAGCCAUAGCAACAUCGCCAGAAAGUGUGUCAAUCUCUUGGUCCACGCUGUCCAAGGAAGCCUUGAAUGGGAUUCUCCAGGGGUUCAGGGUCAUCUACUGGGCCAACCUCAUGGAUGGAGAGCUGGGAGAGAUUAAGAACGUCACUACCACGCAGCCGUCCCUGGAGCUGGACGGGCUGGAGAAAUACACCAACUACAGUAUCCAGGUGCUGGCCUUCACCCGCGCAGGGGAUGGCGUUCGGAGCGAGCAGAUCUUUACCCGUACCAAGGAGGAUGUUCCAGGCCCUCCUGCCGGUGUCAAGGCAGCUGCAGCCUCGGCCUCCAUGGUCUUUGUGUCCUGGCUGCCCCCGCUCAAGCUGAACGGCAUCAUCAGGAAGUACACGGUGUUCUGCUCCCACCCCUACCCCACGGUCAUCAGCGAGUUCGAAGCCUCCCCUGACUCGUUCUCCUACAGAAUUCCUAACCUGAGUCGGAACCGUCAGUACAGCGUCUGGGUGGUGGCUGUGACUUCGGCUGGAAGAGGUAACAGUAGUGAGAUCAUCACGGUGGAGCCACUGGCUAAAGCUCCUGCACGAAUCCUAACCUUCAGCAGAACUGUGACAACUCCAUGGAUGAAGGACAUCGUCUUGCCUUGUAAAGCUGUUGGGGAUCCCUCGCCUGCAGUAAAGUGGAUGAAAGACAGUAACGGGACACCCAGCCUGGUGACGAUUGACGGACGUAGGAGCAUCUUCAGCAAUGGGAGCUUCAUUAUCCGCACGGUGAAGGCAGAGGACUCGGGCUAUUACAGCUGCAUCGCCAACAACAACUGGGGAUCAGAUGAGAUCAUUUUAAACUUACAAGUGCAAGUUCCACCAGAUCAGCCUCGGCUCACUGUCUCCAAAACCACGUCUUCCUCUAUCACCCUCUCCUGGCUCCCUGGAGAUAAUGGAGGGAGCUCCAUCAGAGGCUACAUCCUGCAGUAUUCCGAGGACAACAGCGAGCAGUGGGGCAGCUUCCCCAUCAGCCCGAGCGAGCGCUCCUACCGCUUGGAAAAUCUCAAGUGUGGGACGUGGUAUAAGUUCACUCUGACUGCUCAAAACGGAGUGGGACCUGGGCGCAUAAGUGAAAUCAUAGAAGCCAAAACGUUGGGGAAAGAGCCCCAGUUCUCCAAGGAGCAGGAGCUCUUCGCCAGCGUCAACACCACCCGCGUGAGGCUGAACCUCAUCGGCUGGAAUGAUGGAGGCUGCCCCAUCACCUCUUUCACACUGGAGUACAGGCCCUUUGGGACCACAGUCUGGACCACAGCUCAGCGGACCUCUCUCUCCAAGUCCUACAUCCUGUAUGACCUGCAGGAAGCCACUUGGUACGAGCUGCAGAUGCGGGUCUGCAACAGCGCAGGCUGUGCGGAGAAGCAAGCCAACUUCGCCACGUUGAACUACGACGGCAGUACAGUCCCUCCACUCAUUAAGUCAGUUGUCCAAAGCGAAGAAGGGCUGACGACCAACGAAGGGCUGAAGAUGCUCGUGACCAUCUCCUGCAUCCUGGUGGGGGUCCUGCUGCUAUUUGUGCUUCUGCUGGUGGUGAGGAGGAGGCGACGGGAGCAGAGGCUGAAGAGGCUGCGAGAUGCAAAGAGUCUAGCUGAAAUGCUUAUGAGUAAGAAUACAAGGACGUCGGAUACUUUAAGCAAGCAGCAGCAGACUCUGAGAAUGCACAUUGACAUCCCGAGGGCUCAGCUUUUGAUUGAAGAGAGAGACACGAUGGAGACAAUAGAUGACCGUUCCACAGUCCUGCUGACAGAUGCUGACUUCGGGGAGGCAGCUAAACAGAAAUCUCUGACGGUGACUCACACGGUGCAUUACCAGUCGGUGUCUCAGGCCACCGGGCCCCUGGUGGACGUGUCAGAUGCUCGGCCGGGAACCAACCCUACCACCAGAAGGAAUGUAAAGGCUGGGCCCACAGCAAGAAACCGGUAUGCCAGCCAGUGGACCCUCAACAGACCCCACCCAACCAUCUCAGCGCACACCCUCACCACGGACUGGAGACUGCCCACGCCCAGGGCUACGGGAUCCGUGGACAAGGAGAGUGACAGCUACAGUGUCAGCCCGUCACAAGACACAGACCGGGCAAGAAGCAGCAUGGUCUCCACAGAAAGUGCUUCCUCCACAUAUGAAGAACUGGCCAGAGCCUACGAGCACGCCAAGAUGGAAGAGCAGCUGAGACACGCCAAGUUCACCAUCACAGAGUGCUUCAUAUCCGACACGUCCUCCGAGCAGCUGACGGCAGGGACAAACGAGUACACAGACAGUCUGACCUCCAGCACCCCUUCAGAAUCGGGGAUCUGCAGAUUCACUGCGUCUCCCCCCAAACCUCAGGAUGGAGGACGAGUGAUGAACAUGGCAGUUCCAAAGGCACAUCGGCCAGUUCUGGAGACCAGAAGUUCAAAGUCAAGACACCAGCUGACAAAUGUUCCUCUGAGGGCUUUAGGCGACCUCAUACAUCUGCCACCAUACCUUCGAAUGGACUUCUUGUUAAACCGGGGGGCACCGGGCACCAGCAGGGACCUGAGUUUAGGACAAGCGUGCUUGGAACCCCAGAAAAGUCGGACCCUGAAGCGCCCCACGGUCCUUGAGCCCACCCCCAUGGAGGCCUCCUCCUCAACCUCUUCCACCAGAGAAGGACAACAGUUGUGGCAGCAAGGGGCCGUGGCCACAUUACCUCAGCGAGAGGGGGCAGAGCUGGGACAGGCGGCUAAAAUGAGCAGCUCCCAAGAAUCACUGCUCGACUCUCGGGGCCAUUUGAAAGGAAACAAUCCCUACGCAAAGUCUUACACCCUGGUAUAACAAACAGCAUGGCUGGACAGCGGUUGUAAAUACAAUUUAAACAAUCCAAUCAAAGCUACCUUUUUUUUACGGAAUUCCAAUAUUUAUAAUUAAAGAAAAUUGCCAAAAUAUAUUAAAAAAAAAAAAGAAAAUACUGAAAU